GCAAUAGUUUGCGGGGGAUUGUGGGGGAUCGCGGGGAUGGAAAUACGCUAUUAAAAUUUCUCUGCAAGACAGUCGGCACGGCGAGGUGAAUAAAUAGGGGGCGACGCAUCGUCUUGCUCCGACUCCCAAGACCCAGACUCAAAGCUGCAUGAAAUCCUUCUGUCACUUCUCUCAGUCUUUCGCCCAUCAUGUCGGUGGUGGCACAUAACGACAAAAUCGAGGCCAAGGCCGACCCAGUCGCGCUCGAGGAUGCAAAGACACCGAUCAACGAGCAUAUGCCGGAGAUUCUCCGUUCGUAUAGCCCUGAGCAACUGCACACCAUGGAGAAGUCUUUGGUCCGCAAGAUCGAUCUGCGAAGUCUGCCUAUCCUGUGCAUCCUCUUUCUCCUCAACAUUCUCGACAGAAAUGCCAUUGCCAACGCACGUCUCGGUGGCUUGGAGAAGUCGCUGAAGAUAAACGAUGUGCAGUAUCAAACGGCAGUCAUGGUUCUUUGGGCCGGUUAUAUCUCCAUGAUGGUUCCUUCAAACAUGCUGCUUUCCAUCUUCAAGCCCAGGAUCUAUCUUCCCACCGUUGUCAUCGUCUGGGGUGUGGUCUCCGGGGCGACCGGAUUUGUUCAAAACCACGCCGGCCUUGUGGUCCUUCGUUUCCUAGUCGGCGUCGUCGAAGCUCCCUACUUCCCUGGAUGCAUCUUCCUUCUAUCGUCUUGGUACACCAAGUCCGAGCUGCCGUCAAGAAUUGCCAUCUUCUAUUCUGGCUACACGCUUUCCUCUGCCUUCGGUGGGCUCAUCGCCGCCGGGAUUAUUGGCAAUAUGGACGGGGCUGGUGGAUAUCCUGCAUGGCGAUGGGUCUUCAUCAUUGAAGGGUCUGUCACAAUUGUGAUGGCCUUCUUAGGCUACAUCCUGUUGCCCAACUACCCUACCAACACACCGUGGCUCAGCGAGGCCGAGAGCGCGUUGGCUCAGUACCGUCUCUCUCGUGAGGCUGACGGAGAGACGGACGAGGUCAAUGAAUCCGUUCUGCUCGGGCUUAAGGACUGUCUCACCGACCCAAAGGCGUGGCUGUUGGUUCUGAUCCUCACCGGCGCCGUGGUGGGCAUGAGCUUCACUUAUUUCUUCCCAUCAAUCGUCCAGACCCUCGGAUACCCCAAUGUGGAGACGCUUCUUCUAACCUCUCCUCCCUACUUCUUCGCCUGCAUCUUCUCCAUCGUAAAUUCUUGGCACAGCGGCAAGACGAAGGAGCGCUGCUUCCACAUAGUAGGCUGCUGCGUCAUCUCGAUCAUCGGCCAGAUUCUCUCCAUGUCCACUUAUAACGUUGGCGCCCGUUACUUCGCCAUGUUCCUUCAGGCGGCCGGGUCCUUCUCCGCCUUCCAGAUCAUCCUCUCCUGGAUAUCGACUACCAUCCCCCGCCCCAAGGCGAAGCGAGCCGUGGCUCUCGCCCUCUGUACCGCCGUCAGCAACGCCACCAAUAUCAGCACCGCGUACCUGUACCCCAAAUCUGAUGCCCCGCUCUAUCGCAAAGGUUGCAUUGUGAUCACAGUCGCACUAUUCGUUUGUGCCGUGUCGUCGUUCUCGCUCCGGUUUUGGCUGAAGAAGGAGAACAAGAAGCUCGAGCGUGCUGAAGAUUUGGAGCUGCGUAACUUCCGUUAUGUGUUGUAGAGCGUUGGGUGAGGGAUGGGAACCACGGUUUGGUCAUGAUUGUUGGCCAAUGUAGUCUGAAUUAAACAUAUUUUCGUAUUUUAAGCGCCUCCAGAAACCUCUCCAGGUCCCUACCUAUCCAUCAAGUUCAUCAACGAAUCGGAGACGACGAACAUGACAUGCAAGAAUAACGAUUCCAGGGGGUAAAGGGGGCGGCGCCCUCCCUGCAUAAUUGGCCCUGGGGUGAGCCAAGAGACGUAGUCACGUGCAUCCCUUGUUAAGAUUUUC
Messenger RNA from Phialemonium atrogriseum, 1922 nucleotides. RefSeq names its product major facilitator superfamily domain-containing protein. Bases 189 to 1655 code for a protein of 488 amino acids. Gene Ontology annotation, cellular component: membrane. Gene Ontology annotation, molecular function: transmembrane transporter activity. The transcript is spliced from 7 exons. Gene Ontology annotation, biological process: transmembrane transport. The record is from RefSeq and is a predicted model, not a curated record. NCBI's taxonomy places the organism in Eukaryota, Fungi, Ascomycota, Sordariomycetes, Cephalothecales, Cephalothecaceae.